GUGCGCUGCACUCCAUGCUGGGCGCCAUGGACAAGAGAGUGUCCGAGGAGGGCAUGAAGGUUUCCUGCACCCAUUUCCAGUGCGCCGCUGGGGCGUUCACGUACCUGCGGGAUCAUUUCCCCCACUCCUACAGCGUAGACAUGAGCCAUCAGAUCCUCAACCUCAACAUCAACCUCAUGCUGGGCCAGGCGCAGGAGUGUCUCCUGGAGAAGUCCAUGCUGGACAACAGGAAGAGUUUCCUCGUGGCCCGCAUCAGUGCCCAGGUGGUGGAUUACUACAAAGAAGCCUGCCGGGCGCUGGAAAACUCGGAGACGGCUUCGCUGCUGGGAAAGAUCCAGAAGGACUGGAAGAAGCUGGUUCAAAUGAAGAUCUACUAUUUCGCUGCUGUGGCCCAUCUGCACAUGGGAAAACAGGCCGAGGAGCAGCAGAAGUUUGGGGAAAGGGUCAUCUACUUCCAGAGCGCUCUGGAUAAACUCAACGAAGCUAUCAAGCUGGCAAAGGGCCAGCCAGAAACAGUCCAGGAAGCCCUGAGAUUCACCAUGGAUGUGAUCGGUGGCAAGUACAAUUCGGCCAAAAAGGACAAUGACUUCAUCUACCACGAAGCUGUGCCUGCGCUGGACACCCUGCAGUCUGUGAAAGGUGCCCCGUUGGUGAAAGCCCUCCCGGUCAACCCCACGGAUCCAGCUGUCACCGGCCCUGAUAUAUUUGCCAAGCUGGUGCCCAUGGCUGCCCACGAGGCCUCUUCCCUGUACAACGAGGAGAAGGCCAAACUGCUGAGAGACGUGAUGGCGAAGAUCGAAGCCAAGAAUGAAGUGCUGGAGUACGUGCGAGCC
This is a messenger RNA of Pelecanus crispus (Dalmatian pelican), 833 nucleotides long. Lineage: Eukaryota; Metazoa; Chordata; Aves; Pelecaniformes; Pelecanidae. The record is from RefSeq and is a predicted model, not a curated record.